This is a messenger RNA of Triticum aestivum (bread wheat), 2413 nucleotides long. RefSeq names its product F-box protein At3g17710-like. The transcript has a single exon. Gene Ontology annotation, molecular function: protein binding. Bases 8 to 1141 code for a protein of 377 amino acids. The record is from RefSeq and is a predicted model, not a curated record. NCBI's taxonomy places the organism in Eukaryota, Viridiplantae, Streptophyta, Magnoliopsida, Poales, Poaceae.
GGCCACCAUGGCGGACACCGCAAGAGCAAGGGCAAGAGCGCCGUCUCCCCACCGCAGCCUCCCGGAGGAGAUCACCAUCUGGGAGAUCCUUGUCCGCCUGCCCCCCAAAUCCCUCCUCCGCUGCCGUGCCGUCUGCCCCGCCUGGCGCCGCGCCACCUCCACCCGCGACUUCCUCCUCGCCCACCACGCCCGCCAGCCCACCCUCCCUCUCCUCGACGACUUGAGCAGCAUCGGCUACGGAGGCCACUCCUUAGACACCAUCCCCAUCCCCUUCCCCUUGGAGCAUCAGGCCGCCACCGGCCGGCUCCAGUCCGUCGUGCGAUUUGAUGAUGCCUACUUGCGCCUGUUCGCCUCCUGCGACGGCCUCCUCCUUCUCUCCAUGGCCAAUGGCUACUUAGUCCUCUGUAAUCCGGCAACUCGUCAGUUUGCUCGUCUCCCGCUCCGUUCUGGCUUCAUACCCUUGGGGAUGUAUCCACACAGCCCAACUGGAACUGGGGAGUACAGACUACUGCUGUACCUGUCUUCCUCCAAACUGGUACCUGACGCUCAGGCUGGCUACUACAUCCUCUCUGUAGGCUCCGGCCAGCUGCCCAGGCACAUAGGGUGCAGGGAUGUGGAGAGGCUCAUAAACACAUUCGGAUCUGUCAUCUUCCAUGGUAGCCUACAUUGGCACCGGCACAACGUGAUAAUGGUAUUUGACACCACAACCGAGUUGUUCCGUGAGAUGUCUGCUCCGGUUGCUCCUGGCCCCGCUAACCUGUUUGAGAUGGAUGGAAUGCUUGCUGCGUCCAUCUUCACUGAUCCGACGACAUCCAUUGAUAUCUGGAUAGCACAGGACUAUGCCAAUGAGGUUUGGGCCUUCAAAUAUCGGGUCAAUUUGCCGGUUGCAGAGCUCACAGCACAGUUUGGGAAGAUUAACAAACGUUGCUGUGUGGUGUUUGCCUCUUGGGAUGGUCAUGUGCUUGUGCUGGCCAAAUUUGGAGAUUGGCUACUUCAGGUUGAUAUGGAUGGCAAGUUGGUUGCCAGUUUCCAUCACAGAGGCGUUGGUCCUACUCAAAAUCGGCUGAAACAAUCUCUUGUUCAGCAUACCUUCUUUCCGACACUAGAGGGUUAUGUUGUCAACGCGUCGCCUUUCAUCUGACCAGAAGAUUAUGUUGUCAACACACAGCCUUUCAUCUGAGGGCGUUUGAUUGUGGUAAUGUUUCUUAUGGGCCUAGCUCCCCGUGUCCACCUGAACCGCAGUGUGUAUUAACUGGAUCCACUAUGAGGCCGCUAGCUUCUUUUUUGAUCCAUAAAAAAUUAUGAUCAAGAAGCUCUGAGUGUUACAUGGUUGUCUUAUAUUUCUCUGAAUAUCCUUUUGGGCCGAAGUGGCUGCCGUGAGUGUAGAUGCUAAAACUAUAAAUCAUUUGGCUGACAUAAGUGUUGAUGCUAAGACAAUCCUAAAAUAAGCUGGACAAGUGAAAUAUGUACUGAUAAGAGAAGAAAGGUUAUCAUGGUUAGGCUGUGUUCCUUUCUUUUGGUUCAGUGUUUGAAAUGUUGGCAACUGUUCUGACUCGUGUCACUGUUCUCUUGAACCGGAGAAUAGAUCCCCUCCCCCCUCCCCUCUCUCCCUUCAUGUAGUAGUUUGUCUGUACUCGAGGUAGCAAUGUAGCUGCCUCUUCUCUCUGUUUACUGAAUUGAAGAAUUGGAUUAUAUCCAUUUACCGAUGUCUUCAUUUGUAGAGUUUAUCUGAUGGUCUUCUUAAUACUGAAACUUAGCACACGGGUGUCUUGUUUCUAUUUUUUGCUGGUAGCUAGCUGAUUAUCUACUUGUUGGCUAGCAAGUUGCACCUGGUUUUUAGAAGAGCUUGGAGCACUACUCUUGUUAUAUUAAGUGAUUAAAUUGUAGUAGCUUUUCAGAAAUAUUCUGCUGCAAUUCAUUCCUUCUUCAUGAAUCCCUUGCAUCAUUUGAAAUACUCUGUUAUAAUUUCAGGUUCUUGUUGCAUCAUUUGGAAUUAUCACUUCACUUUGGCUGCUAACUAUUUAACGAAUUAAUAUUAUACUGACACUAUUCCUCUGAAAAUUAGGAUCACAUAUGUAGAGUUGAUAGCAAAGAUGAGAAAGGACUAACUGGGGCUGGUGUUUGUGGCGCCCUUUUUACUCGUGUUUUUUUACUGGAGUUUCUGGUUGUUAAUUUGAGCGUUAGGGAUUGUUUCCUAUUCAGAGUUUUCAAGAAACUGUCGUGCCCAAUUUCCAUCCCCACACAAUACUGUUUGGUAACUUACCUAAAGUUGUAUUAUUGUCAGGCUAGUGCAAGCAAUCAGCUGCCAUCAUAAGGAAAAAAUAGUUCACUGUCUGGUAAGCUUGCAGUUCAGAUUACGAGGUACUAAUCUCUUGAGCUGUGAAGGACAUGUGCAAAAUGAUCUUGAAGUUAA